AUGGACGCGUUCUCGAUUGCAUUAGGUGACGAAGUAACGGAUGCAGACGAUGAGACGUUUGAUCUCUUCUCUCAAGGUGCCGCUCUUUCGAACCUCGGGAUGCUCGAUGCGAAAGCUGAAGUUCUGGAAGUCUGUAUAGCUGACCGUGACUAUACCAUCACCCAGUCCCCGGGCAUCCUUCAGUCAGGACGGCAGCAGGGCACCACCGGAGCAGCCGUUUGGCAGACUUCGAUCAGGCUUGCCAGCUGGCUGGCAUUGCCGAAGAACGUCCUGUUCAAGGACAGCAUUCUCGGGCCAGAAAGCGUCGUGCUCGAGCUGGGUGCCGGCAUUGCAGGCUUGGUCGCCAUGUUCGUUGCACCGAAGGUCCGCUCAUAUGUGGCCACUGACCAGCAGCAUCUGCUGAAGCUACUCCAAGCCAACAUCGACCAGAACACUGCGCGCGUCCCCCGAGUAACACCCCGGAACGGACGCAGACCCAGCACGGAGCGCUGCGCAAAUCAGAACAUCAAAGUCCUCGCUCUUGAUUGGGAAGAGGACGAUGUGCCCAAGCACCUGUCUGUUUAUGGCCUGGGUGAGGGUGUAGAUGUUGUUCUGGCCAGCGACUGCAUCUUCAAUUACGCCCUCAUCCCGCCUUUUGUACAAGCCUGCGUUGAGGUUUGCAGUCUUCGCAAGCACGACCGCGACCAUGGCGACUCCGAAUGGCGCCCGACGGUGUGCCUUGUCGCACAGCAAUUGCGGCAGUCAGAAGUCUUCGAGCAGUUUCUGAACGCAUUCAUGAAGCCUUUCCGUGUCUGGAGAGUGCCCGAUGGCAUGAUCAGCAAGGAUCUGGGCGGUGGGAGCGGUUUCGCCAUUCAUGUCGGUAUACUCCGCUAG
Molecule: messenger RNA, 873 nt
Organism: Baudoinia panamericana UAMH 10762
Lineage: Eukaryota; Fungi; Ascomycota; Dothideomycetes; Mycosphaerellales; Teratosphaeriaceae
Exons: 2
Coding region: 1-873 (290 amino acids)
Source: RefSeq, a predicted model, not a curated record